UUCGUUGCCCCUUGUUGCCUCCGAUGGAUAGUCGCGCGCUUCAAGUUGGCGGGCGGUACAGCCUACAAGAGGAGAUUGCUAUGGGCGGAUGUGGGACUGUGUUCUUGGGAGUCCAUACCGUCGCUGGCAAGGAGGUAGCGAUCAAGCUGGAGCCAGCAGUCGCCAAGCACUCGCCCCUCAAGCAGGAGAGCAAGAUUUACAAGACACUCAUGGGCGGUCCUGGCGUUCCGUGGAUCAUGUACUCGGGCAAGCAAGGCGACUACAACGUCCUCGUCAUAGACCUCCUCGGCCCAUCUCUAGAAGACCUCUUCAAGAUGUGCAACCGGCACUUCAGCCUGAAGACCGUCUUGUUACUCACCGAUCAGCUGCUCUCGCGCAUAGAGUUCAUACACUCUCACCAUUUCGUCCACCGCGACGUCAAGCCCGCGAAUUUUGUGAUGGGUACUGGGAAGGCAUCGCACCUUGUCAAUGUCAUCGAUUUCGGUCUCGCGAAGAAAUACCGCGAUCCAAGGACGUGCGCGCACAUACCAUACAAGCAAGACGACGUGCAUGGCGUUGGCACCUCCCUUUUCGCGGCUAUCAAUACACACUUUGGCGUCGAGGCAUCGCGGCGUGACGACCUUGAGUCCCUCGCGUACAUGCUCAUCUACUUCCUUCGCGGCAGCCUUCCGUGGCGCAAAAUCCGACCACCACCUGAAGCACCUCCUGGCCAUCCCGACCCCUCCCAUUACGAUCCCGUCACGGCGACAUGGAACGCGACACGCGACGCCAAACUAGCAGCCGAACCCCUCCUCACCGCUGGCCUACCGCCAGAGUUUGACGUGUUAUUCCGCUACGCCCGUGGCUUGGAGUUUGACGACUUGCCGGAUUACGCGGGCUUGCGUUCGCUCUUCCGUGGGCUCGCUUCUCGAGCGGGAAUCGAGUAUGACGGGGUGUUUGACUGGACUGUACCCGGUCCAAGGGGGCAGCAUUCACGACGGAGUGCGACCAUAGCCGGAGGGCAUGCUGGGACUAGCGGCGGCGCACGUAUCUGCGCAGCGUGCGAUGCACGAAGGCGGUAGUGCUGGCAUAGGUGUUGAGGAUGAGAUAUUUAAUACCCUGCGUUGUCUUCGUUUGCAUCGCCUUCUUAGGUUGCAUGCUUAGCGCUGCUAACGACACUCGCUCGCACAGGCAUGGUUUGCAUGCUGGAGUUUGCGACAUGACCUGUAUGCCACGUACUUCUACGCGAGUCUUCCGAGGGCACGCCCGGUGGAGAUGGGCUCAGUAGGCAUGGACAGGCUGAUCUCGUAGUGGUGAUAGCGAUUGGUGUUGUGGGCAAGUGAUGACGUACUUACUAUUCGUCAGUCUUGCUACUGAUCAAGUUGUAAGGUGUACUGAUGUCCAGUUUCUAGAUAUGUAUAUUGUAUCAUAUUCAGAAUAUCUCACACUCUAUUUGGAUGCACUAGCAUGAUGGACCCAUGUUUUGACUGAGUGCUGACAGG
This is a messenger RNA of Schizophyllum commune H4-8, 1481 nucleotides long. Its product is annotated as kinase-like protein. Bases 24 to 1061 code for a protein of 345 amino acids. Lineage: Eukaryota; Fungi; Basidiomycota; Agaricomycetes; Agaricales; Schizophyllaceae. Gene Ontology annotation, molecular function: protein serine/threonine kinase activity; ATP binding. Gene Ontology annotation, cellular component: nucleus; cytoplasm. Gene Ontology annotation, biological process: endocytosis; signal transduction; peptidyl-serine phosphorylation. The transcript is spliced from 6 exons. The record is from RefSeq and is a predicted model, not a curated record.